CUGGUUUUCGUAGUUGUAGAUGUCGAUAGAUGUCGUUUACGUCCAUUACUAAUCUGUGGCUGAAGAAAUGUUGCAUGGUAUUUUAUAAAUUUAGUGUUCGUAAAAGAAUAUUCCCAUAGAAACUAAUUUGGAAGCUGCUAUUGGAACGUGGAGUUUUCGUAUACAACAUUCAGUUAUAAUGGGUGAUGCUCCAAGGGGAAGAAAUGCACUGAAUCGAUUUUUUGAUUCCCUAUCAAAUGCUGUUGAAUCUCCAAUAAUAUGGUUUAGAGAGAAAAUUGUUGUGCCAAAUCAAAAGGAUUAUGCAUGGUAUCAUCAAAGAUUUCGACGUGUGCCAACUAUUGAUGAGUGCUACACAGAUGAUCCAGUAUGCCAGCAUGAAGCCCAUCUGCAAUUUAAACGAGACAAGUUGGUAGAAAAUGAAAUUCUAAGUAUCUUGAGACGAAGAUUUGAGGAUUGUGUCCUGUAUGAAGCUCCAGAUCAUAAAGUGAAAUGCCAAGCAUUAUGGGAUCAGUAUAAUGAAGGUGCUGAAAAUUGGUUUACCAAGUAUGGUGAUCUAGGUGCUUAUGGAAGGGUGCAAGAUGCCUACAUGAAACAGAAACAUCGAAUGAUAUGGGAACGCCGCCAUGGUCCAGUAGGCACUGGAAUGAAAGAAGGUUUUGGUGUGGCAGAAGGCGACCACUGAAGUAACUUUUAAGUUGUCAAGUAGCCAAUGUUAAUUGUAUAGUGUUUUCAGUCUGAAAGUGAUAUCUGUAAAUAAUUUGAAAGAACUGGAGUAAUAUGAAAUUGAAGUGGACAUCAGCCUCAUUUUGUGAGACUGAGUUCCUUAUUGAGGGCAGUCCUGCAAUAGACUGUUUUUAACAUCUCUAGAAUAAUAUUUGUAGAUGUCUUUGUGUUGUAAUAAAAUUUUUCAAUAAAUACAACUUGCUCUUCCAAAUUCCUCUCUAAUUUUUGUUUUCAGUGUUUAACAUUCUGUUACAACUUAUGCCCAUACUACUGUGGCAUAUUUACGCUGUUAUGCCCCAAAUUUGCAAAUGUAAUAUGAGGGCAUAUACAGUAUGUUUUUGGAUUGUUAAAAAGAUUUUAUGCUGACACAAGGUCCGUGUUUGUGAAAUGCGGAAGGGCAAAGAGCCUGGCAAGAGAAUGUGAAGCUCAGCACAGCCGCGCUGACAACGCGGAAGCAAGCGCUCAUAAAGGUAAAACACUGGGAGAAUUAGAAAUGCUGAGUAGACAGAGGCUGGCAUAAUGGGAUUUGCCACCGUGAGAAGUAAUUAUCCAACGAGCAAUAUUUGUGUCGCACAACAAGUGGUGGCAGUAGUGGGAUUAGCCAAAGAGAGAUGGCUGACAUAGUAAUGUAGUAUUUUGUUUUAACCACCUGUCAUCACGGCACAACAUACGCCAUGCAAGAACUGUUGACCCACAGAAAUCUGUAAACACGAUUACACAACAAUACGGAAAGCAGUUUUUUCUCUGUGUCGUGCCAAACCCCACCAAGCUUGUUGCUAUGCAGUGCUGCGAUAAACACAUCUUGACAGCAGCUAAUCAACAUGUUGCUGGGCAAUGCCUCUGUAGAUGCGAUGAUUAGUCAACAGUGGAGCAAGACGUGUUUUCCGCGUCUGUUUGAGGGUUUAAUAGAAGAGACUGGGAUUCCCAGGAAGUUAGUGAGUCAGUCAGUUCUUGGUGCGAGACAGCCACACACUUAAACCCCAACCACUUGGUGCCCUAUUCAGUGGAGGCAUAUUUGGCCUCGGAAAGAAUCAGGUUUCACAUGAGCUGUUUCACGUCAUGCAUGGAAUAUAAAAUUUUCCUCAUGAAGUAUAUAACUGAGAUCACCAAGGACCAAUCACAGUUCUGAUUUAAUUCAGGCAUAACUGGAAACUACCCACUUAUAUACUGGAUGGAGAGAUAUUUAAAUAGCAUAAAAACUAGAUAUGCAUGUCAAGUUCUCCCCCACCCCCCACAAGAUAUGAUUUGCAGUCUCUAGUCACUCACAAAUUAAGCCAGGGGUCUCAGAAUCUGUGAUACUGUGACAUAAAAUAAUAUAAAAAUCUACAUGACCCUCUCAGUCUCUGAGUAACAGUAAAAACUGCACUGCUAUGCAUUAAUGCAGGUCCCUAUCAGACUGUAUGGUCACAUUAAUAACCUAAAUAGCUUGACAACCUCUCUACACCUACAAUAAGCUGGUGGAUCUUACUGUACAGCCACAAAACAUUCAUGGAAUGUUUGCCAGUUGCUGCUACAUUUCCUGAAAGCCCUAUACCUGUAUUAAAUCUUCCUGACUUCCACAGACUCUGCAUGGAUGCAACUGUAUUUUCAGCAAUUCUUGGUGACCAUCCUUACACUUUAAGAAACCAUUAACUGAGGCAUAAUGGCGUUAAAGUUACCAAUAUAUGAAAUAGUGUUCAACAGAACUGUUAUUUUAUAAAUGGCAAUAUGUAGUAUGUACAUAUAUGAACAGAUAAGCUAUCUUCACUCAAAUGACUGUGUUCAUUUAAAUGCGAUUAAAAUCGAAGCAGAAAAAAAAAGUCUUCUAUUUUCUUAUUCAGUGACCAAAAAAUAAUUUCUCUGCCCAAUAUGUAUGAGAAUGUUUCCUUUCUGAUUUUUGCUUAAGCAACAAAUUCCUUUAUUUUGGCACUGAAUUUUCAUAUUUAGCACGUACGCUCUUUAUAAACACCAAAACCAAGAAAAGGCAUCACAUCCAAGAACACCCCCCCCCCCUCCAACUACUGAAACUUUAUUCCUGGAACAUCAUACGUCUGCUUAACUCAUUUUGGCAGUGGAUAUGUCCUUAAACAGACACCUUUUCACAUUAAAUGCAAUGUAACAUUUCAACCAGAGCUGGGAACAGGACCAGAAAUUGUAUAAUUUUAAAUAUGGUACUACAAAAAGUAAAGAACAGAAGAAAACUGAAAAUAUUAUACAUAACGAUCUCUGGUUCCAAAUAAAAGGGGAAAGGUCUUAUUUAGGAACAUAUUGUAUUUUAGUUCACUAAUUCUAAAGAUAUCAGAGUGACAUAUUUAGCAUUCUCACCAAAAAUAUUUACUUGCAUAUAAAUAUCAGAAAGGCAGUUUUCUGUCUCUGUGAACAUAAUUAAUGGGAGACAGGUAACAACCCCUACCUCAUGACCACAAAAAGUGCCAGUAUUCAAAAUUAAAAUGUAUUAUAUAGGAUGUACAUCUGAAAAUUGUAGACAUUUAAAAUAACAAAGAGUUAAUUUGUGCCAGGCCAUAGCCUCAGUAUCUUUCUUUAUAACAGUGGUCAUUUGCUGAUGACUGUUAUAUAAAACAUGCAAAACAGUAUAUUAGUAUGUAAUAUUUUAACAUGGCAAAUUUCAGAGUUGCAUAAAUUUUAUCCUGCUUUUACACUUGUUCACUGUAGAAAUAAUAUGAACCUAGAUUAAACAGCACCUUCAACAAAACUAAGGGAUUACUUUCUUCUGUUCUAUAAUUAUCACAAAGGUUUCAAUUUGAAAAAUAAAAAUUUUUGGACACCAAGUGUAUUUACUCUUUAAAGCCUACAUUUAUGCAAGGAACCAGGUUCAUUAAACUGAUCAAAAGUGUGACCGAGAUACUUAAGUUCAAUCACUUGGAAGGAAAUUUUUACACCUGACAAUAGUUAUGUUCCUUUAAGAUUCAGUUUUUCGAUUCAAACUCUUAUGCACUCUAAACAACUUGAAGAAAGGUGAAAGGUGUAUAACCAUUUCUCUCCUCUUACUCCUUGCAUACCACAGCCAAUCGAUACGCUGUGUAUCGAUUAAGGCGCACACAUCUAUAUUCACUAUAGAUGUCAUUUUAAAACCAUUUAAAAUACUCCCUUAUUCUUUAAAAGGAAAUAUACCUCAACUCUUUAUACAUGUAAUUAGCAGUUUUUACACGAUGGCAAGAUGGUAUAUUUGUUUUUAAGACUUGCUGCAACUAAACACAUAACAAUCUCUUGUAGUGUCCUCAGUACAUGAUCAAACUCAGUACCUCACUUGAGGGCCAAGAUAACUUGAGUUAUGCACUUGAGGACUUCGCCUUAAUCUGAGAAGUACCCUCUACCUUUCACCUUUCCUCUAUCUCAACAACAAAACAAACCAGUCACAAAUGAUCCCUGGUAUCUUUGUCUAUUUUACUGUCCUUCCCUGCAACUUACUGACAAUCAACUAUAUGACUGGUUCAUAUAACUUAACAACUAUUACAUGCACCUUAGGUUAAGAUACCAAGUUGUAUAUAAAGACAUAUCCCUGUUUGAUAAAAUAUUAAAUGUCAAUUAUACAUGACUUGGAAUUAUAAAACCAUCCUCACCUCUUACAAUUAUAAUCAAAAUUAUUAAACAAUCACAUGCAUCAACAUCAUACAGACAUGAGAACAAAUUAAAUACUUUCAAGUUAAGUUGCAUAUUGGUAUAUGUACUCAACCAGCUAUGUACACCAGUUUCUAAACUGGAUAUGCUUUCAUUCUUGAGAAGAACCUGCCAAGAAAACCAGUUCAUGCAGUGAACAUCAAAUUACCAUAAAUGUACAUUCUGAAGAAAAUGUUUACAUGUGUCAUUUAAAGGAAAUGCACUGUAUACCAGCACUUGGCUUAAAUUGUAAAGAUUUGUGUAAUGUGAAGCCAUGAUUAAAACAACAUUUUUUCUCAAUAUAAACAGAAUCUUCACAUACAUCUUGGUGCCCAACCCUGCAGCAUUCAGAACUAAUUUUUUAAACUAGAAAUAACUUUUUAUAAUUUUCUCAUUCUCUCAAACAUAAAAACUUGAUUCAUAUCAAAACUGCUGAUGCAUACUGACUGUUCAACUAAAAUUGCAAAACUACAAUGAAGCUUGAAAGUUAUGAUUCUCUUUUAGCUACUUUUCUCAAUUGUAAAUAUCAGAAAGUAAAUAUACAUGCAUGAAGUUCCACAUUUCAUCAUUUAUAAA
Cryptotermes secundus is the source of this 4896-nucleotide messenger RNA. It is a transcript of the gene ND-PDSW, whose product is annotated as NADH dehydrogenase [ubiquinone] 1 beta subcomplex subunit 10. Bases 179 to 682 code for a protein of 167 amino acids. The record is from RefSeq and is a predicted model, not a curated record. The transcript has 4 exons. NCBI's taxonomy places the organism in Eukaryota, Metazoa, Arthropoda, Insecta, Blattodea, Kalotermitidae.